Molecule: messenger RNA, 944 nt
Organism: Clunio marinus
Lineage: Eukaryota; Metazoa; Arthropoda; Insecta; Diptera; Chironomidae
Source: the annotation of a GenBank genome assembly
GUAGUUACAGUUCCCGCAAUAUAAAAAAUAAACAUUGGGAAUAAAAAAGUCUCAAAAUAAUUAAUUAAAGAUAAAAUUUAAUAAUCUUCUUUAGUAAAUAUGGGAUUUCUCACAGUGCUUAAAAAAAUGCGACAGAAAGAAAAGGAAAUGAGAAUUUUAUUACUCGGACUUGAUAAUGCGGGCAAGACAACAAUUCUCAAGCGAUUCAAUGGCGAACCUAUUGAUACAAUUUCACCAACUUUAGGAUUUAACAUUAAAACAUUAGAGCAUAAAGGUUAUACAUUAAAUCUAUGGGAUGUAGGUGGACAGAAAUCUCUUCGCUCAUAUUGGAGAAAUUAUUUUGAAAGCACUGAUGGUUUAGUGUGGGUGGUAGAUUCAGCUGACCGCAUGAGACUUGAUGCGUGUCGUGAAGAACUCAAUAUUCUCCUUCUUGAAGAGAGAUUAGCCGGAGCCACGCUUUUGGUAUUAGCAAAUAAGCAAGAUCUACCGGGCGCUCUCUCAGCUCAAGAAAUUAAAGAUAUUCUCGAACUUGACAAGAUCACAACUCAUCACUGGUCGGUUGUGGGCGUCAGUGCCGUUACGGGUGAUAAAUUAUUGAAUGCCGUGGAUUGGUUAAUUGGUGAUAUCGCGAAACGUAUCUUCACAUUAGAUUAAAUUCAAAUCUUUCGUGAAGAUAAAUUGUUCACGACACGUUUUUGUCACAUUUCAUUUUUAUAUUUUUUAUAAAUAAGCACGCAGCUACCGACGGUGUGGCACAUCACAAUGAAUCUAAUAGCAUUACAUUAUUUAAAAACAUUUUCUAUCAAAUUAAAAGAAUAAAAUGAUUCAAAAGUGCGAUCUAUGAAUUUUCUUCUUUCUGUGAUUUUUUCUGCGUUGAGCUUGAUAAAUAAUAAAAGAAAAAUUUCUUUAAUUAAAAGUUUCUAAUGCUUACUUUUCAGAAGAAU